Messenger RNA from Papilio machaon (common yellow swallowtail), 3737 nucleotides. Its product is annotated as transcription elongation regulator 1-like. The transcript has 22 exons. Gene Ontology annotation, molecular function: transcription coregulator activity; RNA polymerase binding. Bases 145 to 3711 code for a protein of 1188 amino acids. Gene Ontology annotation, cellular component: nucleus. The record is from RefSeq and is a predicted model, not a curated record. Lineage: Eukaryota; Metazoa; Arthropoda; Insecta; Lepidoptera; Papilionidae.
UCACUAGGGCAAGCCUAUGGCGGCCAUUUUGAGGCGAGGUAUGUUUUUCCGCCAUUGUGUUUUAUAGUGUGCUUGUACGCCAAAAAUAUAUUGCUUCGGCAUGAGGACAUAAGUGUAUUGUGAAUUUUAAUCCUAUUUUACAAGAUGGACGAAGAAUAUAUGGAAACACAGGAAACAGGUACGAACGACCUAAAUAACCGUUCGGAAGUAGUUGACAAUCUUGAAGCGGCGAAAGAAAUUGCCGAAGUCCUAGGAUAUGAAGAGAAUUAUGAAGAAGAUGACGGCUCAAAUAGCUUCAGAGGUGGUCGAGGAAGAGGAAGUCAAUUCAGAGGUCGCGGUCGAGGGCCUCCGCCUGGCUGGAUGAACGGCCCACCACCUCCGAUGAGGUUCCGAGGCCGUGGGUUUGGACCAGGAGGGCCACCGAUGCGCAGCAGAGGCUUCUUUAGAGGUCGAGGUGGACCACGCUUUGGACCGAACAAUGGUCCCGGCUUUGACGGUAACUGGGGUCCUAUGGGACCACCGCCCGGUAUGAUGGGCGGUCCUCCGCCAUAUGGACCACCACCGGGUAUGAUGCCGCCUGGUGGUCCAAUGGGACCACCUCCUAAUAUGAUGGGACAGCCGCCCCCGUUUGGUGGACCGCCGGGAAUGCCGCCACCUAAUAUGCCCGCUCCAGAGUUGUGGGUGGAGACGAAGUCUGAUGAGGGCAAACUGUACUACUACCACUCGAGGACGCGCGAGACGACGUGGACGAGGCCCAUGGAGGGGCCCACUUGUAAAGUCAUCACACAAGCAGAGAUGGAGGCAAUGAGUACUGCAGUUCCACAGAUGCCACCGGGUAUGAAUGGACCUCAGAGUAUGAUGAGUGGCCCCAUGGGUGGUCCGAUGGGUGGACCCCCAAUGGGAGGUCCUAUGGGUAUGAUGAACGGUAUGAUGCUGCCUCCGGGUGUCUCCGCGGGCCCAGCUCAGGGCUCCGUUCCUCCCUUUAUGACUCAACCACCGCCGUGGAUAAAAGAUGGUAACAACAAAGAUAAACAGGACAAUCAGAUGGAUGAUGAUGAAUCCCCCCCUGGUGAAAUGUCACAGAUGACACAAGCCAACGGUGGUGGAUACGGUGGACCUUGGGGUAACUGGGGCUGGCCACCGCCCGCACAACACGCAGCACCCGGAGCAGCAUCCGGUAUCACAUCUGCUGCUGUUCCUGACAAAGGAGCUGCAACUCAGAUGCCGUUGUCCAAUUCUGUAACAGGCGCUGGCAGCAAACAGGAACCCAUCAAUGUAGACGCUUUGCCUUCACCCAAGAGAGAGGAAAUUGUGAUACCACCGGAGUUGGUGGCAGCGGCUGCUGAAUGGACCACACACCGAGCUCCUGAUGGCAAACCUUAUUAUUACAAUGAUAGUAAAAAGGAAUCAGUCUGGGAGAAACCUAAACCUAUGAAGGAGUUGGAAGAGCUACAAGCAAAGAUAGCAAAGGAGAAAGGUUUAACGGAGAAAAAGAUUGAUACAUUGGGCUUGGAGGACAAGAUUGAAGUGAUAGAUGUGGAAGCUCAUGCAGAGGCAGCAGCAGCUGCUGCUGCGGCGGAGGAGUCGCGACGAGUCGCUGAGCUGGAGCAGGAGAGGGAGAGAGAGCAGGCGGAGAGAGAACGUGUGGAGAGAGAGAGGAUGGAGAAGGAGCGCGCUGAGAGAGAGAAGGCGGACAAGGAGAAAGCUGAGAAGGAGAAGGCGAAGCAGGAUAGGAGUAGACCGAUAUCGAGUACUCCGAUAUCUGGAACACCUUGGUGUGUGGUAUGGACUGGUGAUGGACGCGUUUUCUUCUACAAUCCAACGGCGAAUUCUUCUGUAUGGGAACGUCCACCGCAGCUGGUUGGUCGAGCAGAUGUUGACAAAGCUGUCAGCCAGCCGCCAAUAGACCUGCAGCGUAAAGCAGCUGGUGGUACUGUUGCGGCGGGUGCUGCUGCUGGUGCUGCUGCUGCUGUUACUGCAGCUGGCAACGGGGACCUGAAGCGCGCAGCCUCCGACAGCGAAGACUCUGAUCAUGAACCAGCUAAGAAGACUAAAACGGACACUGGCAAGAAGUCUGCAUCCAGCGGUGUGAUAGAUGCAGGCAAGCAGGCAGCUGUGGAGGCUGAGAUCAGAGCAGCUCGAGAGCGCGCCAUAGUGCCGUUUGAGCAGCGCGUGUGCCGCUUCCUCCAGAUGCUGCACGAGAGCGAGGUCUCCGCAUUCAGCCCCUGGGAGAAGGAGCUGCAUAAGAUAGUCUUUGAUAGUCGCUAUCUUCUCCUCACUUCUAAAGAGAGGAAGCAGGUAUUUGACAAAUAUGUUCGCGAGCGCGCGGAGGAGGAGCGCAAAGAGAAGAAGAACCGGCUCCAGGCGAAGAAGACAGCCUUCAGAGAUCUCAUGGAGGAAGCCAAGCUGCAUUCCAAAUCAUCAUUCACGGAGUUCUCAUCAAAGCACGGACGCGACGAACGUUUCAAAGGCAUUGAGAAAGCACGCGACAGAGAGAAGUUCUUCAACGAGUACAUCGUAGAAGUUCGCAAGAAGGAGAAAGAGGAUAAGGAGAAGAAGAAGGAACAGGUGAAAAAUGACUUCUUAGCUCUGCUGAAAGAGAAGAAUGUUGGCAGACACACGCGCUGGGCGGAGAUAAAGAAGAAAAUUGACAGCGAUCCAAGGUACAAGGCGGUGGAGAGCAGCACCGUAAGAGAAGACUACUUCAGAGAGUACUGCAAGCAGGUGAAGGAUGAAAAGAGGAAAGACAAAGAUGGAAAGGACAAAGAGCGUGACCGGUCCGCAAGUAAGAAGGAGAAGAAAGACAAGGACAGAGAUAAGGAAAAAGACAAGGAGAAGGACAAGGAGAGUAAAAAAGAUAAGAAGAAAGAAAAAGGAGAGGAGGUAGGCGACACAUCCCGCGCGGAGGCGGAGGAAGGAGGUGAGGGGGAGGUGGAAGGUGACGUGGAGGCGGAGGGGGAGGUGGAGGAGAGCAGCGAGGCGGCGGCGGCGCGCGAGAGGGACAGGCAGCUGCGGGCGCAGGCCUCAAUCAAGGAGCGCGAGAAGGAAGUGCAGCGCGCCCUCGCCACCAGUCUGCGGGACAGGGACAAGGAGCGAGAGUAUCACAAGCGAGAUGAGGCUGUACAACAUUUCAACGCACUAUUAGCUGAUCUAGUGCGAAACCCAGACCUAACGUGGCGGGAAGCUAAGAAACAGCUCAAGAAAGAUCACCGCUACAAACUAGCAGAGUUACUCUCCAAAGAGGAUAAGGAGCGGUUAUUCUCUCAGCACAUAAGCGUGUUAUCCAACAAGCGGCGUGACAAGCUGCGUGCUCUGCUCACAGAGCUCGGUGUGACGAGCACAGCGAGAUGGCGUGACGUGAAAGACCAGCUCCAGCAGCAACCAGCACCACCUGUCUACGCCAGUGCAUCACAGAUGGAGCGAGAGUUCAGAGAAUACCAGCGUGAUAAGCAAAGCGGGGCGAAGGCUGCUUUACGUCAACUGUUGCUGGAAUGCCGCGCUAUAACACAUCGUAGCUUUACCGCUGUUAAAGACAAUCCAGCAGCUCUCAAUGCCAUCACUGACACCCUCCAGCAUGACACCAGAUAUACAGCACUGGACCAUGCGCCCGGUGAACGUCUACAGACAAUAAUGGCGCACCUAGAGGAGCUUCACAAGAAGGGUCCACCACCACCCCCCACAGCCAGCGAGCCAACGCGGCGACCUAAAUAAAUAAUAAAUAAUACGUAACAAUAAAG